CGUAAAUCCCCUCCCCUUACUAUUGUUUUUUUGGAAUAUUUCAACAAUCGCCAGCGAUUACUUGAUAAACUCGCCCGUUAUUACACCAAAGGUCAGCCCGAAAAACAUUAAACAGUGAUAAAAUGGCAACGCGAAAGUGUCUCCAACUGUUGAAAAUCCCAAAUCGGCGCUUAUUCCACGGGAAUAACGCGUUAUUAAAAGAGGGCCCUUCUUUCCCGGGAGCCCAGACAACCUGGACGGAGAAAUUGUCUUUCGUGACGAAGUCCAGCUAUGCCCCCAUCCCCGUGUACCGCGUCAUGGACCGCAAGGGCUCCGUUAUCGACCCUGAAGGUGACCCCCAGCUCCCCAGAGAAACCUUGCUAAAAAUGUACAAAGACAUGCGAACGCUCAAUAUCCUCGAUAAAAUCCUGUACGAGAGUCAACGUCAGGGCCGCAUCUCGUUCUACAUGACCAACUACGGCGAAGAGGCCAUACAUAUUGGAAGCGCGGCCGCUUUGGACCUGGAGGACGUCAUCUACGGCCAAUACCGUGAAGCCGGCGUUUUAGUCUGGCGGGGAUUCACCGCCCAACAAUUCGUCGAUCAGUGUUACGGCAAUCGGGAUGAUCUGGGCAAAGGGCGCCAAAUGCCGGUGCAUUAUGGCGCCAAACACUUGAAUUUUGUCACGAUUUCGAGCCCUUUGAGCACACAGAUGCCCCAAGCUGUGGGGGCUGCCUACGCCCUCAAGGGCAAAGGGCGCGUCGUGGUAUGUUACUAUGGUGACGGGGCGGCGUCCGAGGGGGACGCACACGCCGCUUUUAACUUUGGGGCGACGCUGGAAUGCCCAGUUAUUCUCUUUUGUCGGAAUAACGGGUAUGCGAUCUCAACCCCCGUUAAAGACCAGUACCGAGGAGACGGGGUGGCGGCAAGGGGGCCCGCCUUUGGGAUCCACACAUUAAGAGUAGACGGGAAUGAUGUUUUUGCCGUUUACAAUGCUACCAAACUUGCGAAAAAAUAUUGCCUGGAGGAGAGUAAACCAGUGGUGGUUGAGGCAAUGGCCUAUAGACUGGGCCACCAUUCAACUUCGGAUGACAGUACAGCGUACAGGAGUCAAGACGAGGUUGACCAGUGGGCCACUACUGAUAAUCCAGCCACGAAAAUGAAGAUUUAUCUGAUGAAGAAAGGUUUAUGGAGUGAAGAUGAAGAAAAGAAGUUUCUCAAGGAGAAGAGAGAGGAGGUAAUGACGGCUUUUACGGCCGGUGAGAAGAAACCAAAGCCCAAUUGGAACGAAUGUUUUAAGGAUGUUUACAAAUUUAUGCCCGAGCAUAUCGAGAAACAAAUGAACGACAUGAAGAAACACGUAGACAAGUACAAGAAACAGUACCCGGUUGAUCAAUACGAAACGUAAUGUUAGUUUUUUGGAAAAAUAAAACGCUGUAAUUUUGGCGGGAAAAUGUCACAAUUUAAA
Molecule: messenger RNA, 1445 nt
Organism: Tribolium castaneum (red flour beetle)
Lineage: Eukaryota; Metazoa; Arthropoda; Insecta; Coleoptera; Tenebrionidae
Gene: BckdhA
Product: Branched chain keto acid dehydrogenase E1 subunit alpha
Exons: 3
Coding region: 123-1385 (420 amino acids)
Biological process (GO): branched-chain amino acid catabolic process
Molecular function (GO): oxidoreductase activity, acting on the aldehyde or oxo group of donors, disulfide as acceptor
Source: RefSeq, a predicted model, not a curated record